AUGAUUCCUUCUCAUUGUCUCAUCUUCUCUCUCAUUUUUGUUUCUAUUUUAGCCAAUGAGGCAACCUUGCUCCAUGAAGCAAAUGGGUCAUUUCCAAUGGUACCUGUGAUGGAAGAUGGGAAGAUGGAGAAGAUGAUGAUUAUGAUGAAUGAUAGCAGAAGGAAACUUGGAAGUUUCAGGAUAUGUGCUCUUUGUACAUGCUGUGGUGGAGCUAAAGGUGUUUGCAUACCUUCUCCUUGUUGCUAUGCCAUCAAUUGCAACAUUCCUAAUAAGCCUUUUGGUUUCUGUUCUUUUGCUCCUAAGUACUGUAAUUGCUUUGGAUGCCAUCUUUAA
This is a messenger RNA of Vicia faba (fava bean), 333 nucleotides long. NCBI's taxonomy places the organism in Eukaryota, Viridiplantae, Streptophyta, Magnoliopsida, Fabales, Fabaceae. The record is from the annotation of a GenBank genome assembly.